Molecule: messenger RNA, 2908 nt
Organism: Patiria miniata (bat star)
Lineage: Eukaryota; Metazoa; Echinodermata; Asteroidea; Valvatida; Asterinidae
Gene: efcab7
Product: EF-hand calcium-binding domain-containing protein 7-like
Exons: 14
Coding region: 51-1844 (597 amino acids)
Molecular function (GO): calcium ion binding
Source: RefSeq, a predicted model, not a curated record
ACAAGCAUUCUUAUAACUUUACACGGUGUUGGUAUGCAAGUGAGUAAGCGAUGAGUCGACGCGACAGCGGAGCCUCCUCCAUAGCCAGCCGGCGCAGCCGGAGGUCCAACACGGGAGGCGAGGGCGACAGUCAGCGGAGCAAAGAGGCAAAAUUCUUUGAGGAAUGCCAAGCAGCUUACGUGGCGGUGCUGGACGACACGCACGACGCUAUCACAUCCAGAAGCCAACUCUCAUCAGUUCUGCAUCAAUCGGGUAGAAACCCCUCCCAGAAGACAUUGGAUAAAUACUGGACUGCCAAAACAAAGAAGCUGACGUACGAUGAGUUCUGUGACAUCAUGCGCAAGGAGAAACCCACCACUACCAGUGACCUCCUGAACGCCUUCAAGAAGAUUGACAUCAAUGGCGACGGUUUCAUCACCCAUGACGAGCUAUCAAGGGUACUAACUCAGCGAGGGGAGAAGAUGACAUCGAAAGAGGUGGAGACCAUGAUAGCCGAGGCAGACGAUGACGGGGACAGGAAACUCAACUACAAUGAGUUUUGCAAGAUGCUCAUGUCCACGGCCAGCAAGUGUCGCCAGCUGUCCAAGGAGAAGAUUGACAAAAAGAUGAAAACCGAGAGGAAAACCAAGGAGAAAGCACAGCCAGCCUCAAAAUUAGGUAAAGAUACAAGCCCCACCCCUCAUCCCCGGAAACGGGCCUCCAUCAACAAGACCCUCCCCCCGGUCGCCAAGGUAGCGCCCAAGGCGACGGAGCCCAGGAACCUGAAGUCGUGGAACCAGACCCACCGCAAGGGGUGCUGUCUAUUUGAACACGGCAAGCUAGUGUCCCACCAGUACGCGCUGGAGGUCUCCACGUCCACUGCCUUGUGGCUGACGGUCAAGCCUAUGAACUUACACCCAGAAACAGCUACUGACGGGCCUCUUCCAGAUAUUCGCGUUUACCUGGUGCGGCAAAGAGACGACGGAACGCUGGGUGACCUGGUCGCCUUUACAAACCUGAAAAGCCAACAGAAAUACUGUCUUAACCAAGAUCUGAGGGCCGGCACCUACCGCCUGUUGCCAAUGACGACGGGCUGUCGUUUCAAACCCAGAGAGAGGCAGCCUAAGAGCAAAGCGCAACUCACCAAGAAGGAUGGAGAGGAUUACGCCAUCUUAAAGCCGUUCAGGAAUGCGUUAGCUGACAUCUUUGAGCUGGUAGACCUUGACGGUAACGGCACCUUGAGCAGAGAAGAGUUCAACAUAUUCCAGCUCAGGACCAGCGGGGAAUCGGUCGACGACGAUGCUUGGGAAGUUGUGGAAGAAAACUUUGAGCUGAAGAAGGGCGAGCUGACGCGGAAGGGUUUCAUGGACCUGAAUCAGAUGGAAGCGAAUGACCUUGAGGGGGAUACGGACGACCUGUGGGAGACCCUGCACUCCAUGGGAUUCGCAGACGAUCUCAAGCUAGAUGAGGCUCUCCCCUUCGUCAUCGACGUCUUCACAGACAAGUGUAAGAGUCACAUCAAGGCCCUCCCACUGCAGAGCGGUGGCUCCGCCCUGGAGAUGGCAGUCUGUGACUCUGUCAUGAGGAGUAGCGAAGACAGGAUCAAGAUCAAGGAGGCAGACGAUGCUGUCAUGCACUGCCUUGCGGGAGAUGCUAUAUUCACUGUCGUAGUGGAAAACAAGUCGUCUAGCAAGUUUUCACUAAGGAUGGACUGUGGAAAGAGUAGCAACUGCUCAAGCAGCAGACCAGACCUGGACCAUACCUUGGUCAUCCCAUCAAGAGCAGCUGUGGUUGGCCAUCAUUUGAUGCCGGUCAAAGAAUCUGAAGACUGGACAGUCAAGUGCACGGAGACCGUCAUCACAUGAUCAUACACCUCACAGUCAGACCCAGAAAAACGUAUUUGUGAGUCCGUGAUCAAAAAUUGUAACCUCCAUUUUAUUCUGAUAUUUGUUUUUUAAUGUUAGGUAAUGUUUUCAGUAUCUGGAUAUGUAUUCAAAUAAAAUGGAUACUUUAGUUCUCUGGGACAUGUUUAUGGCAGCCUCGUUCCCAGGGGUACGAUCUUUGCUGCGCCAUGUUAGUUCCCACCAUGCCCUGCGCGAUUUUAACCCCUGAAAUUGUGUCGUUAAAAUCUCUCACUAUUUGGGAGAUUUAAAGUAGGACUGCAGAUGCAGUGUUUUAAAUAUUGAGCGUUUUAUUGGAGAAUCAGUCCUUUCAAACAUGAGAUUUCGGCAGCGCAUUAUAGAGCAAGGAUUUAUAUUUAAUGUACGUUCCUCGUAUGUACGUCAUCCCUUUACAACACAAGAUACAGUUUUUUUUGACGAAAAACGUGGCUUCUAGCAGGCUUUGUGUAGGCUUGAAAAUAUGUUUAUACGUACGUCUAAACAUAAAUGUCUUUUCAUUGUUGUGUCAGUAUAUGGCAGUUAGCCAGUUAGCAAUUUUUUCUCAAAAAUUUUUGCAAUGAGCAAAUUGUUGGUUUCACAAUUGGAACAGAAAACCUUGAACUGUACAAUGCCUUCCUGAAAUGACAUCACAACAGCACUCUCUUUUAAAUAUUUAAAGUGAACUUUCAAUAAAAUGAAGCAAAAAGGAAUGUCAAAUAGUUUUCAUACAUUUAAGAGGAGUAAGAAGGUUGCACAAAAUGGGUUCCACAGAAAAUUUCAUCUCAUGGCCCCUUCAACAGAUGUACAGAUAGCAGUGCAGAUAAUUUAUAUGAAGUUGUUAAUUGCCACUGGCUCCAUGAUAAAGUACGCGUUUGUGGAACCUAAAUUCCUUCAGUGUUAUUUGAAUCCUGUACCGUAUUCAUUAGUUUUGCCCGUCCGUCCAUAGAGUUCUAGAUGUACCAGUAUAUGUGAUGCUAUCAAGCUACAUGAGUCGUUUGUCGGGAAUUUUCAUUUGGAGAUACAGGCCAAAAUAGGGCCACUUCAUCACA